Messenger RNA from Ictalurus furcatus (blue catfish), 2136 nucleotides. Its product is annotated as DIS3-like exonuclease 2. Gene Ontology annotation, cellular component: P-body; exosome (RNase complex). Gene Ontology annotation, biological process: miRNA catabolic process; mRNA catabolic process. Bases 15 to 596 code for a protein of 193 amino acids. NCBI's taxonomy places the organism in Eukaryota, Metazoa, Chordata, Actinopteri, Siluriformes, Ictaluridae. The record is from RefSeq and is a predicted model, not a curated record. Gene Ontology annotation, molecular function: 3'-5'-RNA exonuclease activity; RNA binding. The transcript is spliced from 5 exons.
UGGGUUUAUUUGUAAUGUUUGGUGGCUUUUUAACUGAACAAGAGAAGUUGUUCCAUCACUACGCUCUGAACGUGCCACUCUACACACACUUCACCUCUCCAAUCCGCCGCUACGCUGAUGUCAUCGUCCACCGCCUGCUGGCCGCCUCACUUAAGUGUGGACCUCGUGUGCAUCUCGCCCAAGAUGAAGUGCAGAAGCAGGCCACCCACUGUAACGAUAAGAAGACUGCAUCCAAGAGGGUUCAGGAGAUGAGCACCGAGCUGUUCUUCAGUAUCUUCGUCAGGGAGUGUGGGCCUCUGGAAUCGAAGGCGAUGGUGAUGGGGAUGCUGGAUAAAUCCUUUGAUGUGUUGGUGCUGGACUAUGGGGUUCAGAAGAGGAUCUACUGUAAUGCCAUUGAGGGUCUGCAGUCGUUUAAUUUCCGUAAAGUCGGUAAACGGCCUGAGAUGACCCUGGUUUGGACACCUAACGAGCUGGAAGAUGAAAGCAUUACACAGGAGAUCUCCUUGUUUUCCGUGGUGGAUGUGCUGCUGACUGCUGCUGAAGGUCCUCUCAAAUACACUGCAGUACUGAGGAGUCCCACACACACCCAGUUCUGAACACACACACAUUUAAUAUUCUCAUGGUUCUGAGGUCAGAAGUAUUUCACAUGGCGUGUGUCAUAUGUGUUUAACACGUGGUUAAUAAUAUCUCUGAUUAGCAGUGUGAUUAACAUCAUUAACGAUUGCACUUUUACUUCAACUCAUUUUUAAAAAAGUUAUAGUUUAUAAAUUGAAGAUAGGAAACUCUUAAGUGUGACGUGUUCUUGUGUGACUCGAUGGCACUAAUAAUUAUUUUGCUGUUGUGUCUGAGCUUAAACCAGUGCUAACCACGUGUCAUAUUUUUAUUUAAACGUGUGUGUGGUCAUUUUUACACAGGUGAUUACCCACAAUCCCACAGUGCGGUUAGUUUACUGUAAUCACCUGUUAUUUUAUUUAACUCCAUUUCAAAUCCCACUGCAGGAUUCGUUUCCAUUAUAAACCUCAGCUACAGUUUCCAGUUUUUAAUAUGAAUUCUAAAGCUGCACGUAAAACUGUGUCCGAGGUUUAUAACGGAAAUGAAACCUGCAGUGGUACGACGAUUCGGUUCUCCCAGUGGGAGGAGUUUAAUUUUUAUUUUUUUAACACAGGUUUGUGUCGAUUUUUUCCACUGCACGUGUGACGUCUCUGCUGUUUUCAUUACUGCCUAACGGUCACUGUGCAUUUUUAUUUUAAUUUUAAAGAGUUUUAAUUUUUGUUGUUUAAUGUCCUGUCACUGAGGAGAAUUAAAUUAUUUCCAUUCAGGAAAACAUUUGUGGUGUUCUGAGUUAAUGAACUCACUGUAGUGAAGUGUGUAACUGAUGGAAACAGUGUGUAAUGUCACAGUCAGGCCAGUAGUGGGCACUGUUCACUUUAAUAUACCUGCCGCUGAGGUCUUUAUUCUAGAGUGCGGUAGAUAAACACGACCACACUGAGGAGAUACAUGUACUAUAAAUGGCAAUAAAGUCACCUGUUACAGUGUAAUUUAAGUUUAUUAUUAUAGCAGUAAAUGUCCACGAUGGUAUAGAUGCAGAUUUCUGAUCUGCCUUCUCAAGUGAAAAACGCUAAUUUGGAAAUUUUCAAGCACUGACCAACAUAAGGUUAGAUAGAUGGAUUGAUAGAUGGAGAGAUGGAUAGAUAGAUGUACAUUAUUUAUACCAAAUAAGAUUUAGGAUAAAUAAGCACAAAAUCACAGGAUCAAACUUGUAGGAAAGCGCUAUAAUAGGCUAAUGUCAUUGUGAUUGCCAGGAGAGAGCGAUUAUGCCCCUCCCACCCAGAGAACACUGCCAAUUGAGCUCUCUUGUGCUCCUGGCCAUGAAGAUCUGUAGCAGUGUCGGGAUUUAAACUCGAGAUAUCCCGGACGAUAAGGUGAACUCUUUUCUGUUGGUAAAAGCAAAUGUUUUAGAUAUUUUUUUUAAUGUUUUAAUGUUUUUAAUGUCAAUAAACUCCGAUCUGACCGAGAUGGCCAUGACUGGUGAUCAGAGAGCACAAAAAUAUCUCCCACAUAAACAAAUCAUUACACUCUGUACAAAAUAAAAAUAAAAAUGUAUUUAUAGUCAGUAAACCUGUGCUUUUUACAGAA